Messenger RNA from Drosophila montana, 1074 nucleotides. RefSeq lists its product as uncharacterized. The record is from RefSeq and is a predicted model, not a curated record. The transcript has a single exon. Bases 89 to 1018 code for a protein of 309 amino acids. NCBI's taxonomy places the organism in Eukaryota, Metazoa, Arthropoda, Insecta, Diptera, Drosophilidae.
AUAUUAUUAUUUUUAUCAAAAACUAGAAUGUGAAUGUUACAAAAUUUUGUUUCGUACCAAGAUUAUGUUACCUAAUUAACAGCAUACAAUGCAACCUAACAGCUCGUCCAAUGAAAUGACCGAUGGCUUGGGCACCGAAUCCUUGCCAGGGACCAGCGCCAACCAGAGUCGCCAACGUCGUCGGCAAGAGAAACGCCUAAGACGCUUGGAGGACAAAAGGCAUUUGCUGUACACCAAGCAUUUUUCGAAUUAUCGCCUGCCGGUGUCUGUGCCCUCAACAGAUCUGAAGAUGGUGCAGCUAAGUCGCUAUGAAUCCAUUGUUGAUCGCGAACGGCAUCCUCCACUCUUUGUGGUACCUGACCAGAAAUCUCAAUGGGCGCGUCUGAGAAUGAUUUCAUGUCCAUGUCACGGCUGCUCCUAUACCUUAGAUCCAAAUGGCUGGUUGUCUCACUAUCUAAAUGUCCAUAUGCCUAGAUUGGGCGUCUCAUUUGUGGAUGUGCCAUUUCCUAUUGAAAAGCAAACACUCCAUGCCACCUGCUCUGUGGGUAGUCUUGAUUAUGACGUCAAUACUUUGUUGGGUGUGUUUGGCUAUCAGCGGUUUGGACUCAAUCCGCUUAAUUGUCCACGCAAUACUCUGCUGCCAAAGGACUACCGCAAGUAUUCCCAGCAUGGCGUUUUAUUGGUUUUUGCCUGCCGUACGCGGCAUGGAUUGCUUUGGCAACGCAAGCAAAUCGAUGAUGUUGUUGCCAUUUGGGUCUCGACGCCGCUGCAGGGUGUAUCCAUAUCGCUGCGCUGCGUAGUACAUCCCGCCCAAUCAACACGUUACUAUGCCAAGCGUUUGCAAGCGCGCCCGCUGCCGACUUCAGCAGUGAAAGCUCCGCCCUGCCGUGAGUUCAUCAAGACGGACAGCAACGUCAUUGUAAUCAGCUAUCAAGAUAUAUGGCAGCUAUUGUCACUAAAUGUGGGACAGCAGCUACUCAAUGUGGAACUGCACCUAAUGGAAGAGCGAAAAAUCUGAUAUCGGUUGUUAAAGCUUGGCCAAAUAUACGAAAGUCGCAUCUAGGCUAUAAAUAA